Spodoptera exigua (beet armyworm) is the source of this 1014-nucleotide messenger RNA. The record is from the annotation of a GenBank genome assembly. Lineage: Eukaryota; Metazoa; Arthropoda; Insecta; Lepidoptera; Noctuidae.
AUGUGCACUGUCACAAGGGCCAAAGUGGUCAUCUUAUUGCUGUUACUGGGAUCUUUACUUGCCAACAUUCCGCUAAUUAAAUUUGCUUCACCUUCGAUAAACGACUGCAACAUUGAUUUUGACUAUUUAGAGCAUGCUGCUAGAUUUAAUUUGGCUGAUACCAUAGUAUCUUUUUCGUUUCCUCUGGGUAUAAUUAUGAUAUUCAACAUCUGGAUCGUUGUGGGCGUUUACAAACGAGCACAUGAAAGGCGAGAGCUUCAUGUGGAGAGGGCAGCCUGGACAGAGUUUGGCUGCGACCGAGCGGCCAUGGCGGCGCGCGCGCUGCCGCCGCUACGCUCACAACACCGAGUCACACGAAUGCUGUUAAUUGUGUCAACAGUCUUCGUAGUCUUGAAUCUACCUGCUUAUACUAUGCGUCUGUUGGCUUACGCUUAUGAUUGGAGUUCCGGUGAAUACAGUGGCAGGUGGGCAGCGCUGCAGCAAUUGGCCUUGCUCUUUUUCAAUACAAAUUUUGGUAUUAACUUUAUCCUGUACUGCCUGACUGGUCAAAACUUCCGCCGUGAAUUAUGUCAAUCCAUCCCGUGCCUUCGAACGCGCGUCCGACGCGACGAAAUGCGCUUCACUUGCCGCAACGCUGCACGAACCGGCAGCGUCACAGCGUCGUACGUAAGCUGCAACGAAGCUAGCACAUCUGUGUCCGCGGCCAGGGAAGUGUCCGUGGGUGUGGACGCGCCGUGCAACGUGCGCCGCCAUCGCUCGGAGCCGUUCAUUGACCGCUGGAGUUUAGUGACCAGUCGGCCAUUGCGCCAACAGGAUCAGGCUGUCGGAGGCGACUCAACUCCCGCGGAGGACCUUGGCCAAGCGGCACCCGACGUAGUUCCUGCCGUCAGUCGCGAGGUCCAGGAAGCUGCUCCCAUGGAGAGGAGAAUACCAUACUUGUUUUUCCCCUACCGCAACUUAAUUGCUUCAAGAAGUGGGAGAAUAAAUCCCACAUCUGUAAUGUACCACCAUUAA